Molecule: messenger RNA, 4122 nt
Organism: Pyricularia oryzae 70-15
Lineage: Eukaryota; Fungi; Ascomycota; Sordariomycetes; Magnaporthales; Pyriculariaceae
Exons: 5
Coding region: 2027-3241 (404 amino acids)
Source: RefSeq, a predicted model, not a curated record
UCUGCACCGUGCUACGAGGCAGCCACGGCAGGCUCAAGAAAUCAAGCAGGCCCGGUCUCGCGUGCACAAUUUCACCAAUUACGGGACUCUCUUGCGAUCUCAAAAUUUCUUGAUCCUGUCGUGUUGACAAACCCCAUAACGGCCUUAGCAAGGCGCCCGCCUCGCUCUGCUACCGCUGUUAGUUUAUUGUACCUACGGCCAGGUGGCCCGGCAAGAGUUUCUUUCAUCUGGUGUCAUCAUCCGUCUGUUCUACGGCCUCUAAUUCACAGUUCCUGAGGGGUUGUUCCUUUCUCGCAACUAGAACCCAUUUUCGUGCACCUACGCAUGACAAUUACGAUAUAGCCUAUCUCUAUCCAACCUUUUCUGCACGGCCGUCGGGUUGUAUGCACGACACACCCGUACAAGAAAGAAGUCAGACAUCGGUAUUGGUCUGACAAGACAACCGAUGUCAAAGUCGGCCUUUUUCGUCCGUGUCUAAAACGAGACAAACGGAGAAGAAGGGAAGGGGAAAAAAUUAAGUGGCGCGCUAAAGGUGUCCGUCACCUGCCUUGGCCGCUCUAACUUUUCCUACUUUCUGUCAUUUUGGUGUGCCCACGAUUACUUUGGGUGUGGCCGUAAAGAGACAAAACUCGACCUUUUAUUGGGCAAUUGGACCGCGAUCUUCAUGGCUCUGUCGCCCCGGUCGUGCACUAUACAGUCUACCAAGCUGCCGUCCACUUUACUUUUCUCUGGGCUGAGAGCGACCCUUGCUCCUGGCGGUCCCCCAAAUCCCCAGCCUCAUCUUGCAUGACAAUCCAAAGGCAAGCCAAUAAAAAUCAACAAAAUAUUAGAGGAAAGAAGCAAAAGAUAUCGAUAUAGCAGGAGUCCUUUUGUCACCUGAGGCCGUCGGUAUACGAGCCGGAGAACGAACUUGGAAAUAGGGAAGCGGCGGCGGAAGUGGCAGACGAAUCGAAUGCCCCAAAUUCCGCUCAAGGCUUUCGACUUUCCAAGUAACCCUAACAGGCUAUCCCCAAGUUGCGCUUGUCAUGCGAGACGAUCGUCACUAUUUCCCGGCCAGGAUAGUCCCAGUUGCGAUAGUGCAACAAACCUGACAAGACGGCUUAUUAUCCACUAAUAGUUUGGCCGGAGCGCGAGUCGACCAGAGCUUCGCUGAAGGUCUGACGACUUCUGCAACUGCCGCAUCCACCCGUAUAUAGCUUUUCACCGCGGGGAGAUUCUCCAGCCUCCCACGGCUACCCUUUUGAAAGGGGGUGGGCAUAGAUCAGGGCUGCCAUCUCUUAACACUGGGCCACUCGCACGCUGGAUUCUUAAGCUUGCGCAUACCGUACAUGCUUGAAGAAUUGCUCCCGAUCCUCAAGUCACGUUCUUGUCGGCCGCGAAGCAGGUCAAGGCCGACAAACUCAGGGCAAGCCGGCCUUGGGAAGUAGGGGGCAUCCAAGACCUGAGUCAACUGCCAACCUUCAUCCUUUUGUCGGCUUGACCCGGCAACGAUUGCCACGACUCUUAUAUUCCGCAUAUAAAGACGUUGACUUGGCACUUCCGCACGCUUUUUGCAGCAAGCAGCAAUAUCAGACCGCAAACCCAAAACAAAAACUAGAAAAAAAAGAGACAAAAACCACAUACACACACACACACACACACACACUUACCAAACCGUCUCAACUGCGCCAGCUCUCACAGUAACCUCUGUGUGCGCAGUCGAUAUUGCAAACGUCCGGCUAAGCGCGCGUUAUCAAAUCCAUCAUAAGAUACCACUCGAUCUGAUCCUGGUUCACGGCGCAUUGUUUUAGGACGCUCAUAUCAGCCCCGCGACCCAUCAUUUCGAACUCCGAAAAAAAGAAGUAGGUCUAGGCACCGGCAGGCCUUGGCCUUCGAUAUCCACGAGAAACGGAACGCUUGUCGCAUGCUGAACAAGCACAGUUUUCAGGAACGACGGCCAAACAACGACGGCUGGGCUCUGCUGAAUGUGUGUUGAGGAGACGUGCUGCCGCACUCGACGACUAUAAACUUUCCUGACCCUCGGGGCAUGGAUGACAACAAUAUUCGUAGGAGGCAGAAUGAACAACCGGUUCAUCCUGCUUCAAACCAGAGAUAUUCCCAACAAUCAAUCCAAGAUCCUGCGCAGCAGCGACGGUACGCGACUUCAUCAUCGGCCGAUAGCAGAUACCGCGCGGCACCUCUGAACUCGUCCCCUGCCGGAACAGCUCGGGGCAUGGGCGGUUCGGCAGGUUACAGCGGUUACUAUCAAGACUCCACAGCAGGCGCAUUCCCAACAGGGACGGCCAUGCCGCAAUCAUCAAUGUCUUCCUACCAUCAGUCCACAACUGACUACGGUCAAGAUGGACGGCAGACGCAAAACUUUACGGGCUAUAACCCCGCAAACAUGAUGUACAAUGUACAAUCAGCAAGUGCUCAGAACCCUGGCGUAUACGAUACGAGCCAGCAGUCGUUUCAGAGGCAGCCAACAGCAGCAUUACAGAUGAUGGCAGCUGACGUUGCUAGCGCAAACCCAUACUUUUCUGGAGAUGCGUCCAACACGGGCACCGCCUCGAUGCAGGCCCAGGGCGCAUCCUCAAACACAUCCUCGGCGGUGUACCAAAACCCAGCGGAUAGGAACGCUCUCCUCGGAUACUCUGGCAAUAUGGCCAGCAUGAGUGGGCUGGCGUCGCAGGCGGCGGGUGCGGCGGCGGCGGCGGCGGCGGCACCGGCGGCAGCGACAGCAGAUGUCAGCUUGGACGAGCAGGAGUACCCAGCCACCAGUGGGCUGGACGAGGCAUACGCCAGCUACCAGACUGCACUCAAGGAGAUAUUCCAGAAUGUGACAAACGGUAUUCUUCAAGCAGCCAGCGAAUCCCUUCUCAACGUUUCCGACUGGCUUCUAUCACAUGUCACAGAACUUGGAUUAACGUCGGACGAUCAAACCCUGUACAAUGACAGGAUAAAGCUCUGGAAUGACUUCAAUCACGCCUGGCUAUCUUUGCUCCAGAAGCAGAAGGAGCUGAUGGAAUCUGGCCAGCAAUUGCAGCGGAAUCAGACACUUAUAAACAAAGAUGGCCUAGAAAAGAUGGCCAAGGAGCUAUUGAGGCUUUGCGACCAGAUCGAGCGACACGGCUUGGUGGACUAUCAGUAUGGAGUAUGGGAGGAGCAGAUAAUUGCGAUUCUGGAAGAAUGUGCGGACUUGUAUGGUUCAGGGGACGAGUCUAACGGGGCGUCCGCAACCUCAGCCUCUCGCAGACAGUAACCGAAGGUUGCCAUGACUCUUAUUACUUGACCGCUUCACGCUAGACGCGUCCUAGAUAAGGGAAGCCGUCUAGAGUAUCUGGCAUAACCUGUUCCUGCCACAAUAACGACUUGAUGUCUCAUGCCCUUCCCGAUACACGAUUAAUGCGAAUCUGCCCACCCUACCCACGUCGAUUACGUUCUUCUAGUUCAUCAGUCCUAUGCUCUAUUCACUGCCCCUCCGACUUGCGGGGCAAUCCUUGUGCUCUAUGGCAAACAAUAUUACAUUGGUGGAGUUGGUUGGUUUGGAAGGCUGGUUUACAAGCGCAUCCCAUACAUUCUGCGGCUCGCGAGGGACUUGACGUACCCGCUGUAUAUGCCUCGAACUUGUGUAUAUUUUGCCCCCUUUUCACCCUGUCUGUUUUGCCUUAAAAUGCCUGCAAUACCGACUCUUCUAUUUUUCGGACUUUGCUUUUGCUCUUCGCUUACUCAUAAGACCCUGUCGAUUGGUUGAUACCCUUUUCUUUCUUUUUGGCAGUUCCGAUUCUCUGCAAUGAUUCGACGAACGAGGCUUCGGGGGAAUACAUCUCAAGAAAUGGGGGGUAGGCUUACGCGUUUGCUUUCCUGUUGCAUCAUCUGGGGGUGUUCAGGGUGUCAUGUUCUGGAUCGGAAGUAGACUUGCUUGCCGACGUUUGGUUAAACCUCCGUUUUUUGACGGGGCCCAUGCUGCUAAAAGCCAUUUUUAUCAUUAUUGUUUGUUCAUUUGCCCUCUCGUUUUUGGGCCUCAUUAUAUUUACUGUCACCUACUUAGAAGUCAUCUCCAACCUCACCCUCACGGGAUCGUGUUGAGUUGGAAGUAGAUACCUGGUUAGCCUAUUGAUGUUCUCUAAAUACUAAUCUCAG